Molecule: messenger RNA, 616 nt
Organism: Pichia membranifaciens NRRL Y-2026
Lineage: Eukaryota; Fungi; Ascomycota; Pichiomycetes; Pichiales; Pichiaceae
Exons: 1
Coding region: 126-542 (138 amino acids)
Molecular function (GO): holo-[acyl-carrier-protein] synthase activity; magnesium ion binding
Source: RefSeq, a predicted model, not a curated record
UACCAGCUCGGUUGUUUUUUACUUUUCGGAAAUGGGAAUGAAUGUUAGAGCUCUUGUUUUAUUAGGUUUCCAAUUCUAAAUUAAUAAAAUAAACUGAUAGCAUUAGCAGUUUAUACACAGAUACAAUGUCGGAAAUUAUUUCCAUAGGAACAGAUAUCCACAAAAUGAGCCGAUUUCUAAACAUAUUGAAGCGUAACGGUCCCCUCACAGUUUUCAAGACAAAGCGAUUUAGUGAACGAGUAUUGAAUGCCAAACAUGAACUACCGAAGUUCAACAAGUUUCUAUCUAUGAAUGAAACUGAAGAAUGUGCUCGAAUACUAUCGGUAUCUUGGAGUGUCAAGGAAGCCGUAUAUAAAACCCUCGAUGAUGAGGAUCAACGUGAGUUUAUCAUGAAAGAUUGGUAUAAAAUUAAUGAUUUGCGUGGAAGGCCGCUCAUUUGUAAUCCUAUAUACGAGUCAUUAAAAAAGAAUGAAACCUUCCUAUGUACUAUAAGUCAUGAUGGGGACUUGGUGAGUUCCUUUGUGCUUCGAAAACGUUUAUGAAAAGAAUAUUCUAGAGGAGGCCGGUCCUGUACAAGAAGUAUUUUGUUAUACUAUAAUUUUAUGUCUAGAAAAUA